Molecule: messenger RNA, 666 nt
Organism: Pecten maximus
Lineage: Eukaryota; Metazoa; Mollusca; Bivalvia; Pectinida; Pectinidae
Exons: 1
Coding region: 1-666 (221 amino acids)
Source: RefSeq, a predicted model, not a curated record
AUGAGAUAUGUCCUAUUUUAUACCACAAAUACAGAGGGUUCGGGAUGCGGUGCAUGGAACAGAAGUGCAACAUUACUUCUCCUAGAAGAUUAUAGGAUAAUCUCGAAGAAAGUUGAAGCUGGUCAAAAAACAAAGAAAUCCAUGUGGAAUGAAAUCUCAGCAAAUCUUAAGAAAAGGGGUUACAGCUAUACACCAGACCAAGUUAGUGGAAGAUUUAAGACUUUGGUAAGGGGUUAUAAAAACUUCAAAGAUCAUCAGAAGAAAAGUGGGAAUGGAACAAAAGCUUUUGAAUAUAAAGAAGAAAUGGAAGAAUUAUUGGGGCAAGAUCCUGCAGUUGUACCAGUAAUAACACUGUCCAGCACAGCACAGAAUGCUACAGAUAUUGAUGAUAGUCUAGACUCCAGUAGAGACGGAGAUGAAACUGAAGAUACCACUAGUGCAGCAAGUAAUGCAACAGUCUCUGAAUCUUCCAAGAGAAAGAAGCCAAAUACAAAUGAUCCUGUCGAUGCAAACAAGAACAGAAGAUGUUCCUCGAGAGCUGAUGUUAUCCAGUCUUUAAAUGAUUUUAUGAAAAAUCAAGAGUCAGAAAAUGAAAAGAAAGAAGCUCGACAUAGAGAAAAACUUGAUGUCUUGAAAGAGUUGGUGGGAGCUUUAAGCAAGAAAUGA